Molecule: messenger RNA, 2247 nt
Organism: Symbiodinium sp. CCMP2592
Lineage: Eukaryota; Dinophyceae; Suessiales; Symbiodiniaceae
Source: the annotation of a GenBank genome assembly
AUGGUUUCUGCGCAGGGAUGUGGACUGGUCAAUGCGAAGCUGGACGAAUUCUUCUGGGAAUGGCUCAUGCAGCCGGAGUCCAUGCAGCUCCUACGGCAGAUCAUCCACAAUGCAGAGGAUCCCACGGCAGAGAUGUCGUGUGUGGUUUGGGCCAUGGCUUGCCUGAGGGCGGUAGUGGCGGAGGCCGACGACAUCGGCUGCCUCGAAGAAGAGGCUGCCUUAUCCUUGCGGCAGCUCAGAGUCAAAGGUCAAAGUCGAGACGGGGAGCAAGAUUCCGUGGACUCGCAGAGCUCAGAGCUUGAGCUUGGCCUGGGCCUGGACAGCUCAACUGCAGAUGUUGUGGACCUGUCAUCUGAUGCCGACUCUACCAAGCAAGCCGGGAUGCCAAUGAUCUCUUAUCCAAAGGAGUACUGCAAGCACUGUGGUGAAAUGGCCUUUUGCCACCGCGCGUCAAACCCGGGUUGUGGUGGAUAUGCAACAAGUGGAGUGGCCAGCUUCAACAAUCGCAUCCGGGCACAGGGAUGCACCAUAGGUCCCGUCCUCACAGUGCCUCGAUCAUACGUCCGGGAUAUCUCGGCCCUUGCGAAGACUCCGGGCGGUUUCGAGACCCUUGUGCAAAUGCUCCAGAGCGGUUUCCGAUUGUACGAAGGGAAAGGACAUAGUGGCCCAGUGCCACAGGUGAGCUCAAGUCCCCAUCAGCUCCACAUCCGUGGAUCCCCCGUCGGCGGCAGGCCGUCGCCACCUGGAUCUCCUCAUCGGACAAAUGUCGGCUUUAGCAGAGAAGGCGACGCGGAGCCUUCCAGCCACUUCCAGCCGUCAUCACCAGGGCACAGUCCUCCUGUGAGUCCUGUGCCAGGACCUCCACCGCCCAAGGAGACGGAUGUGCUGUCGCCUCCGCCGGAGCAUCCGAUCAGCCCCGGCAGUGGGCCAACAGGCGUCAAGAAUUCGAUGAUUGCAACGAAUGCCAAGACCAUCCCUCGUUUCUGGUGGCCCAAGCGCGAUCAAAUCUCCGAGCUUGGCCAGGAGUACAAAGACCAGAUUCACGACAUAUUCGUGAAGCAGGGCAUCACCGACGGGCUAAAGAACUGGGAGCAGUGCGAGCAGAUUGUGACUGAUGUCUUCAAGCUGUCGAAGUAUUUUGCCGCCCCUAUUUUCCACAAGAUGAAGGCCUUCUAUGACAUCGUUGACCGCAGCGCAAUUUCCAAGCGCGAUGCCAUGAUGGUGCCUACGCCCGUGCCGAUCACAGAAAUGAUGGUGGUUGGUUGGGCGAACCGGAAAAUCCAGCCUGAUGAUCCGACCCUGAGCUUCUUCUCAGUGGUCAAGAAGGACCACAAUGACUGGAUCGAGAAGGAGGACUUCGACGUCUUCCUGCAUGCUAUCUUGAUGACCCAUCCAGGCUUAGACUUCCUGCUGGAUACACAGGAGUUCCAAGAUAGAUAUGCCGAUACGGUCACCAGCCGAAUCUUCUACAUUUACGAUAGGAAGGGGACGGGCAGAAUCUAUCUGCAAAAUCUGCGGCGGUAUCAGCCGUCCAUCGUGGAGACAUGGAAGCAGCUAGAGGACUACGAUGACAUGAAGAUGAUACGCGACUAUUUCAGCUAUGAGCACUUCUAUGUGAUCUACUGCACGUUCUGGGAGCUGGACUCCGACCACGACUUCCUCUUAGACAAGGACGACCUCCUGAAGUAUGACGGGCACGCGCUGUCUAGAAGAACAGUGGACCGGAUCUUCAGCGAGGUGACAUGGCGGUUCACGUCGGCUGUUCCCGGCAAGAUGGGCUACGAGGAUUUCAUCCACUUCCUCUUGAAUGACCAGGAUCAGAUAACCGACAGAUCAAUCGAGUUUUGGUUUAACAUCUUUGACUUGGAUGCAGAUGGUGUCGUUCGGGACUAUGAGCUGAAGUUCUUCUACGAGGAGCAAGUGCAGCGCAUGGAGUGCCUGAACUACGAAACCAUCGCGUUUUGCGAUGUCUUGUGCCAGCUGCAUGACAUGAUCUGCCCGAGAGUUGCUGGAGAGUUCCGGCUCGCGGACUUCAAGCGCAAGCGCAAAUUCGCCGGCUCUUUCUUUUCGAUUUUUACGUCACUAAACAAGUUCAUGGCCUUCGAGAACAGAGAUCCGUUCCAAGCCAAGCAGGAGCAGAUGGAGAAUCCGAACUCCACGAGCUGGCACCGGUGGUGUGCGGAUCAGUACCUUAGGCUUGCCAUGGAGGAAGGUGAAGACAUGGACGAAGGACAGGCUGACGGAUAG